This is a messenger RNA of Cuculus canorus (common cuckoo), 5526 nucleotides long. It is a transcript of the gene TCF7, whose product is annotated as transcription factor 7. Gene Ontology annotation, biological process: regulation of transcription by RNA polymerase II; canonical Wnt signaling pathway. Gene Ontology annotation, cellular component: beta-catenin-TCF complex. NCBI's taxonomy places the organism in Eukaryota, Metazoa, Chordata, Aves, Cuculiformes, Cuculidae. The record is from RefSeq and is a predicted model, not a curated record. The coding region runs from base 369 to 1703 and encodes 444 amino acids. Gene Ontology annotation, molecular function: DNA-binding transcription factor activity, RNA polymerase II-specific; RNA polymerase II cis-regulatory region sequence-specific DNA binding. The transcript has 12 exons.
GCCCUCCCGAGCCCGGCAUCCCGAGCCCCGCAUCCCGGCAUCCCGCAGCCUGCCGAGCCCCCCCGCGGAAAGGAGGGGAAGGAAGGGACAGGAACUGGUUUAAGAAGGAAAAAGAAUUGUGAAUUUGGUUUAGGAGGGGAAUUCGAAAAGGGGAAAGAAGGGAAAAAAAAGUUUAAAAGUUAAAAAGGAAAGGGGGAAAAAAACUUUGAAAAGAAAAAAUCAAGAGGAAGCAAUUUUUUUUUUUUUUCAAGAGAGAGGGGGGAAAAAAAAAAAGAAUUGAGGGAGGAAAGAAAAUAAUUGCGAAGGGCCCGAUCCGGGAAGAACAAUACUCGCCGGGAAAGUUGCUGCUUGGCUCGGGAGGGAGGAAAAUGCCGCAGCUGGGCAGCGGCGGGGACGACCUGGGCGCUACGGACGAGAUGCUGGCGUUUAAGGACGAGGGCGAGCAGGAGGAGAAGAUCCCCGAGAACGCCUUCACGGAGCGGGACCUGGCAGACCUCAAAUCGUCGCUGGUGAACGAGUCGGAGGGCAGCGGCAGCCCCGCGGCGGCCCCGGACCCCGAGGCCAUCAGGAGAGUGCAGGAUCCACAGAGGGUUUAUCAGGAGAAGCUCCCGGACCACAUGGAUGAUGCAGGUAUGAAGCAUCAGGACCCAGGGAUGUAUAAAGGAUCUGCGUAUUCUGGCUACCCUUUCCUAAUGCUCUCGGACCCUUAUCUGCCAAAUGGAUCUAUGUCACCUCUGUCCAACAAAGUUCCCGUUGUGCAGCCAUCGCAUGGAGUCCACCCGCUCACCCCACUCAUCCCUUACAGCAACGACCAUUUCAGCCACGGCUCCCACUCACCCCACUUGCCCGCUGACAUCAACCAGAAACAAGGAGUGCACCGUCCUUCCCAGACCUCAGACAUCCCAGGUUUCUACCCUCUCCCUCCCAGUGGAGUCGGACAGAUCACGCCGUCGAUGGGAUGGCAGAGCCAGUCUGUCUAUCCGCUCCCGUCAUGUGGAUUUAGACAGCCGUAUUCGUCAGCGCUUUCUGCUGGGGCUUCUUUCUCCAGGUUCACUCACCCGCUGAUGCUGGGCUCCGGCAUGCACACCACCGGCAUCCCGCACCCUGCCAUCGUGCCCCACUCCGGCAAGCAAGAGAUGGAGCACUAUGACCGGAACAUGAAACCUCAACCAGAACCAAAGAGAGAGAAGGAAGCCAAGAAGCCCACUAUCAAGAAGCCCCUGAACGCUUUCAUGUUAUAUAUGAAAGAAAUGCGGGCGAAAGUCAUUGCCGAAUGCACCCUGAAGGAGAGCGCCGCCAUCAACCAGAUCUUGGGAAGGAGGUGGCACGCGCUGUCCCGAGAGGAGCAGGCCAAAUACUACGAACUGGCUCGCAAGGAACGGCAGCUGCACAUGCAGCUCUACCCCGGCUGGUCUGCCAGAGACAACUACGGGAAAAAGAAGAGACGAACGCGGGAAAAGCAGCAAGAUUCCAACUCAGAUCCUGCCUCUCCUAAGAAAUGCAGAGCUCGCUUUGGCCUCAACCAACAAACGGACUGGUGCGGCCCGUGCAGAUCCUCCCACCACUCCCAGGAUGAUGCCAAAUGUUUAUGGAUUCUCUCCAGCCUGACAACCUUCACCGGUUUCUGGUAUUUUAUUUAUACUUGGACCUUUGAUAAAGAGGAAGCACCGCGGACAGAUUCUGAUCUACCUGAACUGACGUAAAUCCCAAAUUAAUCCAAGUCCUUGAUGUCCCUCAGGUUUACAGACUGCUCAGAGACCACAAUCUAGUCCAGUGCAGGGGCUUUUCCUGCUUGAAAGAAAUAUAUUUGACUGCUGAAGAGAAAAAUACCACCACACAGGGAGAAAGGGGCUAUUUUUUUCUACUUUACCGAAUAGGUUUUAAAGUACUGAAUGCAAAUUAUGUAGUAAUGUUAUUGCAGAACUGCAAGAAAUUAAGAUGACCUUUAUAAUGUACAAAAUAUUUUUAUAUUUUUUUGUUCUUAACGCAAAAAAAAAACCAUAAUUUUUUUACAUUGGACUAAAAAAGAGCUUUUUAAACAAGUUUAUGCUUCAAAGAUUCAAAACUUAAAAAAAAAACAUCAAACCUGAUCAGUUUGUAGAGCAGCUUUGGGUUUAUUCCUUUUAUUUAGGUACUUUUGCUUACAGUAGCAUAGAUUUUUUAACUCCAGUUUUAGCUUAGAAGAUCUAAACCUACUGCUUUACGCCUCUCCUGUGUAAACGUAACUCCAGAAGCACUGAAUGAAAGCAACGUGCACAAACCCAAAAAGACUGAAGAGUCAUUUUGAAGUCUGAAAGAAUUAUUUUAACCCUUUGAGAAGUAGCAUUACCUGAACUGGCUGCCAACUGUACACUUGCCCGUGUACUUUCUGUGCUCAGAGGGGUAAUUACAGAGCACUAGAGCAAUAUGCAACCUGCUCGGGUUUCAAUUACUUUAGCAAGCUCCAGUGCUGACCAGAGGAACUCGGCCGACUCCUCCUCAUCUGACACCAUCUCUUUUUAUCACUCAAUUUUAAAAAAAACAAACCAAAAAAGAUUGCUAAACACCCCCGGCUAUGUCUCAGCUCAGUGUGUGCCCCCCUGAGCUCCUCUGCUGUAGGUGCUGCACAAGUGGCAGCUACUGCAAAAGCCACCGAUGACAAAUCGGCCACAGUGGCCUUGCAUAACGCAGACCUGGGUGCAAAGCAGACACAACUUCAUAUCCAAGUGUUGUUUUGUGGCUGGAUGUUUUCACAGAAAAAGAAAGGCAGGGAUAAAAGGAAAAGCAGAUGUGUCUAAGGAACAUCAAGGGAAAGUCCCAAACAGUAUUAAACUGUCUUCUGACCAAGGCCUACAUAGCACUAGUGCAGAGAGAACAACCCUCAGUCAUUUCAGAACUCACCAGGAUUUUUACGCGUUAUUUCAAGGCUCUUUUGCUCCUCUGCAGCAGCGUGGGCACCUGACUGUUCAGGAGUCACCAGCAGAAGGCCCAGCUGUAUCAUAUUUGCAUUAUUCCAUCCCAAUUCCUGCAAAACCUCUUUAGUGAAACCUGCUGCUCCCUCCCCAGGAGCCUUUCCUCAUGUGUUCCUGGGAUGGAAGCACUUCCACAGCCCCAGCACUGGAGCAGUUACACCCAAUCUCCAUCCUGUGCUCAGCAAUAUACACACAGGUUAAGCCAGACCUUACCCUGUGCUUCCAGCUGCCACAGUAUAAACCUAGAACAUCCCCUCAGUACACUGUAAGAUGUUCAAUUUAUACUGGUCUAACUGGGAAAAGGUAACCUUUUUUCCUUCCCACAAAACACUCAAGAGAACUUCAAGCUGCCCCUUUCUAGGACAGAACAGUGAGAAAGAGCAGCUUCUGCCACACACCCAUGGCUGAUAACCAAUGCCAAAACAAAGUUACUUAAUGCCAAAAAAGUGUCUUUAGAAAUGCUAUAUGAAGUGUUGCUAUUUUGUGUUAAUAGUUUUUUUUUUUUUAAUAGAAGGAAACCUUUACCCUUAAGUUUUUAUCGCAGCAAGGAUUUUUUUUGUUUUUAGUUCACAGCAAUUUCAACUCUUCUUGAAAUACAGAUUUGAGUUCCUGGCAUCAGUUUGAAUGUAGAAGUCAUGGAAGUACCACUUCAUUAAACCAAGUAAAACCACUGUAUGUAUGUAGCAGGGAUAAAUGGUUCACAGCUGUACUUUCAUUUGUCCAAUGCCUAUCCAUCAUUUGUUGUAAUUUUUUUACUUCAUUGAGUUUGUAUUUUUUGGCUUUUAUGUUCAAAAUAUGUUUAUAGCUUUAUAAAUAAAGUAAUUGCCAGACUGGCUAUUCAAAAUAGGCCACUGGAAGUUAUAAUCCUACCAAACUGUCAAAUAACUAUUUUUUAGUAUUCAAGAGUAUUCCUGUCUCGCCCAGUUUGGGUCCAGAGGAGGCCACAAAGAUGAUGGAGGCUGGAGCACCUCUGCAGUGAGGACAACCUGAGAGAGAUGAGGUUGUUCAGCCAGGAGAAGAGAAGGCUCCAGGGAGACUUUAGAGCAGCUUCCAGUGCUGAAAGGGGCUGCAGGAAAGCUGGGGAGGGGCUUUUUCCAGGGGCCUGUAGUGAUAGGACAAGGGGGAGUAGCUUUAAAGUGGAAGGGGGAAGAUGUAAACAUUAGGAAGAAAUUCUUCACAAUGAGGGUGGGGAGGCCCUGGCCCAGGCUGCCCAGGGAAGCUGUGGCUGCCCCAUCCCUGGAGGGGUUCCAGGCCAGGUUGGAUGGGGCUUGAGGAGCCUGAUCUGGUGGGAGGUGUUCCUGCCCAUGGCAGGGGGUGGGACUGGAGGGGCUUUAAGGUCCCUUCCAAGCCAACCCAUUCCAUGAUUCUAUGAUCUGUAUGUAUGAAGCUUGUAGAAUAGUUUCCAGCAAUCCUCAGUGGAUAAAUCUGAAAUAGCAAACCAAGACAAAAAAAAACACCUUUCUCUUAGAAUCCCCAGCCAACUCCUUGCCUUCCCUACCCCACAUUUAAUCACUUUAGCUAAGAGCAGCUAUCCCUGAUCAUGCCAUGACUUAAAAAAAGGGUUAAGGUAGCACCAUACAAGUUAAACAGCAACACAAGUGUAACAGUGGGAACGGGGACAGUUUCUCCCCAUUUCAAGAAUUUCAAAGUACAGAGCAGAGACUGUACUAGAGAGGAAUGUCAAUAAGAGAAAGGAAGCUGCAUGGAAUCCUAACUACCAGGACUACUAAGGAUGUUGGAAUCUGUCAAAGCUGGGUACUGCUUUGAGCACCCAGACCAGCCCCUUCUCUCACACACUGCCACACUGUACCUCCACGCUUCCACCACGAUACCAGACCUUGGGCAGAAGCGCCACCCUGACAGUGUCUGACCGCCCAGGGCAGUGUUUUCAGCAAGCUGUUACCAUUAGCAAGUCUCAGGAUGGAAGGCGUGCAUUAGGCAAGGAGGGCAGAGCAGGCAGAAGCAGGGGAAUGAGGAAAAGCAGCUAUGCAUUUGUCUCUUCCUCAUCCUACAGCUUAGCAAGGCUCAGCAUGAGGCCACAGCUGCUAACACAGAUCCCGCUCCGAUGACAGACACCCAAAGGAAUGGAUACAGGCUUCUACCAUUGAACACAACUACAUUAAAAGCUUCUAUGUUAGCAACACUGCACACCCUAGGUGCAUUCCAAACACUAACUUCACACAGAUUAUUUCUUUCUCUUAGGAAUCCAAGACAAGCUAAAUAUCACACUACAGUUACAGCCACAGAGAGAACGGUAAUCAGAUUUUCUCCAGCAGCAUUUUUAAACUGAGGUGUAUUGUUUGCAAUAUAGGAUGCUGGAAAGGCUCCAUCACAUCCAGGCCUGGCACCAGUGUGCUAAUGCUCACUGACAAGAGAAUAUCUCUAACACCCAUAUGACAUACACAUCAGCACAAAGGCAGGCCCAGCAGCCUCAUGAAUGAGCAGAGCUGAGCAGCAGCUGCAUCCAAAGCAUGGGUUUGAAUGCCGCCUUAGAGCAAGUGAUGAAUGCUUUCAUUAAGGGUUACGCAGAUUACCUAAAAGCUAGUAAGCCAUCAAAAAGUAUAUCCAGCUGGAU